Prorocentrum cordatum is the source of this 671-nucleotide messenger RNA. NCBI's taxonomy places the organism in Eukaryota, Dinophyceae, Prorocentrales, Prorocentraceae. The record is from the annotation of a GenBank genome assembly.
GCCCUCAGCUCACCGCGGCGGUCUGGUGCUGGGACAAGCAGAACGAGAACGGCGAGGGCGUGAAGGACCCCAACCGCUACUGGGACGACGGCGCGGGCGGCGGGCCGUGGAUGUACUGGGAGAGCUUCUGGGCCCCCACCGAGCCCGGCGCCGUGGCGCUCCAGGGCCCCGCGUUCGGCGACGCGGCAGGGGCGAUGCUGGCCCCGCUGAUGGAUCCCAGCGGGACGGCCGCGCCAGCUCGCCCCCUUGGGGCGGACGAGGCGUACGCGGCCGCGAUGAUGAACCAGCCCGAGGCUCCCCAGGCGGUCGGGUCGACGGCCAUCGGCCAGGCGACAGGGCCUACGCGGUGGUGUACCAGUUCAACGUGUGGGGCAGCGACGUGUCGCGCUCGGGGACGGGCUCCGACUUCUGGAGCCCCGAGGCGCGGCUGGCCGUCACCGCGCUGGAGGCCGUGGUCGACGCCUUCGGCGUCAGGUCCAUCCUCGACUGCGCGUGCGCGGGCCUUUGUGGCGGCCCGGCGGACUUCGUGCGGCGGCACCCCGAGGUCUCCUACACGGGCGUCGACAUCGUCUCCGAGGUGAUGCCGCGGGCGCCUGGCGGCGGGCACCUCCGCCGGAGCCCUCGGGCCGCCGCCGUGCGAGGGCUUCGACCCCCGACGCGGUCGGGCCCCC